Leopardus geoffroyi (Geoffroy's cat) is the source of this 7424-nucleotide messenger RNA. It is a transcript of the gene TMEM178B, whose product is annotated as transmembrane protein 178B. Lineage: Eukaryota; Metazoa; Chordata; Mammalia; Carnivora; Felidae. Gene Ontology annotation, cellular component: membrane. The transcript is spliced from 4 exons. The record is from RefSeq and is a predicted model, not a curated record. Bases 1698 to 2582 code for a protein of 294 amino acids.
GUCUGUGGGUUUUAGCCAAAGCUGCAGCGCCCGGCGCCCGAGCGAGCGAGCGCGGCAGCGGCUUCCUCCGGCGCCCGCACCCGGGCGAUGCGAUUUCCCGAGCACCCCGGGCGCAGCCUGGGCUCUGGCUCCCCACCACCCGCCGAGCCCGCGAGGCCCCGGAGCCGCCGCGGCUAGAGGAGGAGGCAGGGAGGGGAAGCCCAGCGCCCCAGCCUCCCUCCCCCACCCUCGCCCCAUUCACCUCGGCGGCCGCCGCGCGCUGGGAGCCUGAUCGCGGGACGCCGAGGCCCGGACGGGAUUCUCCGCGCGCCGCCAAGUGAGCCGGCGCCUCGGCUCCUGGGUGGGCUGCGAAGAAAAUGGUGCAGUCUGAGAGCGGCUGACCCCAGUUGGGCAGAGCAGACAGCUCCAGUGCCGGGCUGUGGCGGCAGAAGGGGGCGGAUUGUUUUGAAGGGCCGGGACCGCUGUUUUCCUCGGUGCCUGCAGCAUUUUCUUUGCACCUGAGCAGCAGGUUCCUGGGGCUACUUGGGAGCCAGAUGAAGUGAGGCAGAGGCAUCGCGGGAGAGGCGGGUCCGGAACCUCUCGGGUGGAUACUCAGGAAGGAGAUUGCGCUGGGGAGACCGGCAUGACGCCCCCAGGUCUGGCUGCGGGGCUAGUGGUGAGCCCCGAUCGCGCGACCUGUCCAUGGUGUUGAAGGCACCGCGCGCCGAGCUCCGCGCGCGCCGCGCCGUGCGCCCUGCCGGGUGCAUCCUCCUCGGCGCAUCCUGUCUCUCGAGCCCGCCGGCUGCCGCCCAUUCACCCCUAACCGCGGGCCGAGGCUCGUCCGGUUACGCCGUCCGGGUGACCGCGCCGUCGGCCCGAGGGGCCUCCUGAAUGGCGAGGCCAGAAGCAGAACACCCGGGAGCUCGCGCGGGAAGGUUGGCCGCGACCGUGCGCCCACGGGAAGCCCGCCUCUGAGCACAGCGCGCUGGCCAGACAGCAAAGGACCUACUGGUGACCAGAGGACGGAGCUUUUCCAAAGAGCCGACCCAGAGAGGAAGAACAUUUCUUGGUUUGCAGAUCGGAAGGGGGACAGUCGCUGAGUGGGAGACCCAGGCGGGACUCAGGGCAGCCGGCCCUGGCAUCUGGAGGUUUUCCUUCGUUGGCCGGUCUCGUCGCGGGUGCUGGAGUUCAUUCUGUCGUCGCGCAGCAACUCGUGAUAGCCCCCACCCCCUCACCCCAAGAAAAGGCCAGGCGAGUGGGUCCCGUCGCCACCCUGCACAAAGAAAGCCCAACUGUCUCACUGCAGCCGAGGGCACUGGGUGUUUAGUUUCUGGCCCGAGGGCAGCGGCGCCUGAAGUCCGGCUGUGUGCCGACGCGGCCGGUUCGGGGCAGUAGCUUCCUGCUGGGCAGGGAGGGGGCGGGAGGCGGUCUUGUCCGCUCGCCGCCGCCGCCGGAGGCUGCACCUGCCCCCCCGGAGGAUGCCCAGAAGCCAGCCGGAGCCUCCCCGGAUCAGAACUUUUUAGGCUGUCCGCCCCCAUCCCCGCAGUCCCUGGGCCGCGCACCGGCAGGCGGGGGCGAGGGGGCGCCGCCGCGCGAGUCCCCCUCCGGUCCCCCCUCCCCCUUGGCUCGGCCGCCCGCCCGCCGCUUUGUUCCGGGCGCGCGGAGGGAAGGCGAGGCUGCGGCGGAUCAUGCCCAUGGUGUAGCCGCCAAGCGGAGGCAUGGCUGCCGGAAGGUUACUGCUCUAUACGGGCCUCUCGCUAGCGCUCUGCGCCCUCGGCAUGCUGGCCGUGGCCAUCUGCUCGGACCACUGGUACGAGACGGACGCCAGGAAGCACAGGGACAGGUGCAAGGCCUUCAACACCCGCCGGGUCGACCCCGGCUUCAUUUACAACAACAACAACAACUUGCCGCUCCGGGCGAGCCGCUCCCGCCUGGACCGCUGGGAGGGCAAACUCCUCCGGGCCCGGAAUCGCCGGCAGCUCUUCGCCAUGAGCCCGGUUGACGAGUGCAGCCGGCAGUACAACUCCACCAACAUGGGCCUCUGGAGGAAAUGCCACCGGCAGGGCUUCGACCCCGAGAUCGCAGCCCUCAUUCGGAAAGGAGAAAUUGAACGAUGCACAUACAUCAAAUACCACUACUCCUCAGCCACCAUCCCCAGGAACCUCACUUUCAACAUCACGAAGACCAUCCGUCAGGAUGAGUGGCACGCCCUUCACCUGCGCAGGAUGACCGCCGGCUUCAUGGGCAUGGCGGUGGCCAUCAUCCUCUUCGGCUGGAUCAUCGGCGUGCUGGGCUGCUGCUGGGACCGGGGCCUUAUGCAGUAUGUAGCAGGGCUUCUCUUCCUCAUGGGAGGAACUUUCUGCAUCAUAUCACUGUGCACCUGUGUGGCUGGAAUCAACUUUGAGCUGUCACGCUACCCACGCUACCUGUAUGGACUCCCUGAUGACAUCAGCCAUGGAUACGGAUGGUCCAUGUUCUGUGCAUGGGGGGGCCUGGGCCUCACACUAAUCUCGGGAUUCUUCUGUACCUUGGCCCCUUCUGUCCAACCUGUCCCGAGGACCAACUGCCCUAAAUCCAGACCCGAGAAUGGGACAGUGUGCUAAAAAAACAAACCCAUACAUAUAUAUAUAUAUAUAAAUAUAUAUAUAAUAUACAUAUAUAAAACAAAACUAACUCAAGAUGAUGCCAGUGCCAAGGUAGAGUUGAGUUGGCUCAGGCACCCGCAUCUCGUCGGACUUUGUGUUGCCUCAUCACCGAGAUGGGGAAAGCAUCCCCGUCACGUGGCUCUUCCAUCAUUUCUUAACUUUUGGCUCCACGGUUUUUUGAAGACAGAGCGAACAUCACCACUUGUGAUAGCGUCCUGAUCCCAUCACUCACGAGGAUGGGGUGGUGGGCUGGGAAGGGACAGUGCCAGUGGUCUGAAGCGGCACGGAUGUAGAGAAGGAGGUACCAUCCAUUGGGCCAGCCGUGAGGACACCACCCCAACGCCGAUCGUGUUGCAGAGAAACAAAGCCCUUAGUUCAUAGAAUGUAACCACAUCUUUGACGUCAUUUGCAGAUCACUUCUCCUGAUCUUCCUGUUCUGAUUCCCUUCCUGGCCCACCAGCAACACACAAGAAGUGGAAGAGAAAACAGACUGAGAAGGAAGUUUUCUCUUUGUUGCCAAACUUUUGGACAAAGUUACAGAGGUGGGAAGGGGGAGAGAACAACGUGCUGAGGGCAAGAUCCACGUCAAUAAAAGGACACUUCAGUGGAUGCUCAGAAAACCCAGUCUCACCUUCCAGCUGCCUUACAUCCAGUUAAACAAGAGGCCGCCCUACCCCCGACCCCACCUGCACUCCCUGGGCAGAUUGGAGCCUUGGAGUAAUGCUGUGGUGUGUGUGUGUGUGUGUGUGUGUGUGUGUGUGUGUGUGUGUGUGUGACUACUUUUGGUGGUUUCCUUUUUUCCUUUUCACCUUUUAAAAUGGAAAGACUUCAUUAUGACUGUUGUCUCUAUCGUUUGUGGUGGUUUCAUGGGCCAGGGCGGAGUCCCGAGACCUAGGAGGAAUAAUGAGGGGCAGGCCAGUGUGGGUGCCCAUUCUGUAGUUUCAGAUCCCUGGAGUGUGUACGUGUGGUGGGUGUUUUCUGAGUGUGGGGUUUUAUUGUUUGUGUUGCAUUUUUCUAUUAUUUGUAGUGCAGCCGAAAUUCCCAGAGGGCAGAACUGAGAACAAAAUCACUGGGCAGAGGGCCCGGUGGUCCUUCACAUCACAGUUCUGGGAUGCCACGGGAUUUAGUCCUCUAAAUCUGGAAGUUCAAGACAAAGCUGGGCACAAAGCCGUGAGAGAAGAGGGGGAACAUGGUUCAGGAGGGAGAAGGAACAUUGCCUCUGUUGCUGUUGUACAAGUACGUACCAAACCAGAUCUUCACUCCCCAUCAUGGAAGCUGUCCUUUGUCACUGGACAUCCACCCCUCUCCUGGGGGCGACCUCUGUACAGAUGAAAGAAAAUGGGUCACGUGCAGAGAGAGCAUCUCCAUGCUCCGUGGGCUCAAGUUUGUAUGAUAUUGUGUAAAUUAAUGGCGAACUCCGGACUCUUUCCAUCUUCUUCCUUUCCCUCUCGGUAUUCAAGGCCAUGCAUCCCCAAACAGCCAUCUUAGUGGCUAGCCCCCAAACAGAGGUGGCAUAAAUCCAGCCCGAUGUCUCAGGCUCGUUCGAGCACACUGGCCCUGCAGGUGUCGGCGAACUACCAUGUCAGCCAGAGUCGUGGAAGCUGUAGGGACAAGAGUCUGCCGGGAAGAGGGGGCAGGAGCAGCUGACAGUCACCUCAGUGACCCUGCUGGGGCUGAGCUGCCCCAGGGAGGCAAGGAGUGAAUCCCCGAGCUGUACAGCCAUGGGUCAACCAUGUAGCUGAGAAUUCAGUUGCUUCAUAAAUAGAUAUGCUUUGGGCGCUUUGCCAACAGCUCAACAGCCUUCUUUCCCACCCAUGUACCUGUUUCAUCGACCUGUCUCCUGAUCUGUCUUCCUACCAGUCCCCACUUCUCAUCUACUAACCACCUCUCCCUCUUCCAUCCGCCAGGCUACGAGUCCUGCCUGUCCCCUCAUCUGCUCUUUUUGACUGUGUGUGUGUGAUUCACAUCCAGUUAAGACAUCCCAUGUGCAUGAAUGGGCCUGAAUGUGGGUCUCUGUAUACGUGUAGCUCCCUGGUGCAUUUUCUGUGUGUUUUUGUCAGUAUGUACCUGGACACGGUUGUGGGUGUGCUACUCAAGGCUUCCUUCCCAGCGACACUGGUCAGCUUCUGCAAAAGGUCUCGUGUGCGCGUGCCCCUUGUAUGGGUGUGCUGAGAGAUGAGGGGUAAGGUGUGGAGCAGGAAACGCUAUUCUCUUCCAGUUGGGCUUCAAAGGAUUUUUUUUUUUAAAUAAAGGAUUAAUUCUAUGAGAAGAGAAAUCAUUUUUGGGAAACCCUAACUUUUCUAUUGUAUACAGAAUUAAAAAUUUCUUUUUCUUGGAAAGCUAGAUUUCCCCCUUAAAGGAAAGGCAUGCUAGGGCUUGAGGGAAAAGUGAGAAGCAUCCCAGAUUGAGAGGCUUUGUGUCUUCCUUCCAAGCAUCUUGAGUGGGCUCUGCUGAGCAGGGAGAGACAGGUGUCCACGAGCGUCUGUUUGGAGCAGAGGGCCUGUCUGUGACCAGCUGUUUCCCAGGUGCAGGAAAAUGGAGAAAGAAAUUCUACAAGGGGCCACUUGCUAUCAGUCAUUUAAACCUUUCUUGAGUAACUGUGUUUGAGGACACUGCCUCACUGACCUGUGACUAUUUAUACCUUCUUUUUUUUUUUAUUCCAUGCUUGCCAUAAAUGGAUCAUCCACUCUUUCCAGCUACUAAUCUUUGUGAUCGACCCUUAAUACAGCUUAUUGUGUCCCUUUGAAGCCUUCCUGAAAUGUUAAGAGACUCCUAAGAAAGAAGUAAACCACCUGGGCUUAACUUGCCAUCAGUAGAACAGAAGCUUUGAGCUACUUCUUUGGUAGCGGGGCCAGAUAGGAGCAGAUACACUCUGAGGUCUGAUCCUGCUUGGGGCCAAUAAAGCCCCAUACAGAUGGCAAAUCCUUGCCCCGGUGUGGGGGACCGGGGAGGCGGAGGCCGGGGAGGGGCUCAAUCCCUCCAGUGUAGGGAUCCAAGUUAAGACCCGCCGUCCCCACGCUAUUAGUGAGGCUCUGGUGUGGCUGAAGAAGAAGGGAAGGGGGGUGGGGGAAGGAAAAGAGAGCCUCUGCUAACUCCAAAUCAAAGUAGAACCCAACCUACUGAUGGGAUUUAGGGUCGGCAGCUUCAUAAAAGUCCCAGCCCCGACCCCAGGUGAAGUUCAGAUUCCUUACCAGUGUGCAUGCAAGGUCUAUGACCAUGUAUGUGUUUUGAGCUCCAUGUGAAUUAGCCUUAAGCAUGGGGCUUUCAGCUUUCAUUUCCUUCCUUACCCUAUGAGAUUGGGGAUUCAGACAAGUGAGGUGUCUGCCUGGAAAGAGGUCCUAUUUCUUUCUCUCCCCAUUUUGGGAGCUUUGGUUUCUUUAUGUUUCAUUUUCCUCUUUGCUCCCUUCCUCUUUCCUUCUGCAUCAACUUAAAAUAGUCAAUCAAUUAAAAUAGUUAAGGAAUUUGUCUCUGGAGAGGCUCAUACUCUCCAAGCAAACCCCUUCCUCAUUUGUUGUGGCUGUGGGCUUCAGAAGGAGGUCCGUGGCUUCCCGGCAUUGAAAUAUAAAACAUUUUUAAAUGUGCCUAUUCCAGCUUCAAUCCUCCUGAAACCCUCUGCCUUUCAACAAUUUACAUCCUUUCAGCUUCAGGGAUCACAAAGUCAAGAAGACUCAGCAUCACCCAGCCAAGACAAAGCCUUCCUUGUUCACAUGUCCAUAUGCCACCCUCGGAGCCCAUUCUGGCAUAUUCUCUUGUUGGGGUGUGUGGUUCCACCUAACAGUGCUUGCCUUUCCUUUGAUCAGGGAAGGCGAUAUCCUGAAAUUCUUGAGUAUAGGCCCUACCUCUUAACAGUCCUUCACAGUCAUGAUAAGAGGUGUGAAAUGAACCACGUGUGGUUGUUCUGAUUCAACGGGGGAUGUGCUGCUUAGGUCCCUAAAGCUGCCUACCUGAGUCAGACUCAAAGUAAUGAAAUCAAGCCCAUCACCCAGAGGCAUGGACUCUGUCUUCCCCUGGCUUAUUCUGAGAGUGUUAAUUAACUGUUUUUUAAGUAUCUGGGGGGAAGGAGCGAGAAGAAAAUACACUCCGGUCAUCUUUGGUGUGGUUUGUGUGGGUUAUUUGGUUGAUUCUUGCAACUAAAGGGAAGCUGCUUUUCUGAAAGUGUUCCUCCUCCCCCAGGGGCCAACCAUCCCAGUGGACAAAUCCAGCCCUUUCCAGGGCAAUGUGAUGAAUCAUAGAGGUGAUUUCACCAUAUUUAGAAGUCAUUGGUGCAUACCAGCCAGGUUGGCUUCUGUGCUAUCUUCUAGCUGGUAUCCAGCAGAGUAAGGGGGCAGGUUUUUAAACAAGUCCCCUUGAGCUGAUGGACAUAAAAGAUUCUGGUGUCUCAAAGCAGUCAACUUGGCGGGCUGCGUUUGGACUCUUUCCGUUGAUGCUUCCAUGGUGCAAAAUGUUUCUUAAACAUUAUUGUUCUCAGACUACAUUAUUAUUGGCUAUUGGAUUAUUUUUUCUGAAUAAUAGAAAAUUGUAGAGAAUUAGAAAAAUAAAGUACCAAAAAGACGAAAGGAUUGUUUAUAAUUUCAUCACUCAGAGGCAUCAUGAUGACCCCAGUACCUACGCAGUGAGUGGUUGUCUUGGGUUGGCACUUGGGGCUAGGAGUGUAGUCUAAGGCCACAGAACCACACUGGUCUGCAUGGAGUUAACCCGGUGUUCAUAGCAGGAGAAGAGCAGGGCUCUGAGCCCCUAAAGAUGGCAAAGGGACUUUCGUAAAAGGUCAGUGCCGGAGCUUAGGGACGGGUGGAACAGAGG